Molecule: messenger RNA, 1587 nt
Organism: Pseudomyrmex gracilis
Lineage: Eukaryota; Metazoa; Arthropoda; Insecta; Hymenoptera; Formicidae
Product: pyruvate dehydrogenase E1 component subunit alpha, mitochondrial-like
Exons: 6
Coding region: 314-1462 (382 amino acids)
Molecular function (GO): oxidoreductase activity, acting on the aldehyde or oxo group of donors, disulfide as acceptor
Source: RefSeq, a predicted model, not a curated record
UCAUUGUUGGAACGUCGAUCGGAUAUCUUCGUGAGAGAAAAGAAUUUUACGUAAUAUCAUAAAAAAAAAAAAAAAACAAGCUUUUACCAUCACGCUAUGAACGAGUAAUUCUUGUAUGUAGCAACGAAUUAGUAGAACAAGUAAGGGAAGUAACAACAUAUAAUGACACAUCACGAACAAGAAUCGAUCGGUAUGUGAGAUACGAUGAACGUAUCGAUCGAGGAGCAUCGAGGCAAUUCUUAAAUUGUGAAAAUCGUGUUAAGAAAAUUCUCGCUUUUGGAUAACUCUCGAGAAAACACUGUUUCAAUCAAAUAUGUCAAUGUGGAGGAAAUUAGGAUUGCCGCUCUUUCGUCACGGCGAUAGGAUGCGACGCGCGUUAUUCGCGAGUUAUUGCAGUUCCAGCAAACAAGCUGUCGUAAAAACGAAAUACGAUUUGUAUCGACUCGACAAGGGACCGUCGGAAGAGGCGUUUGUGACCGUGGACGAGGCCAGGUACGCUCUGGAGAUGAUGAAUUACAUACGCCGGAUGGAGCACAAAGCCGCGGAUUUGUACAGGCAGCGUCUUAUCAACGGUUUUUUGCACUUGUACGUCGGUCAGGAAGCCGUGGCUGUGGGCAUCAAAUUGGCGCUGGCCGAAAACGACACCUUGAUCACAUCGUACAGAUGUCACGCUUUCACCGUCGUGUUCGGUGCCACAGUUCGCUCGGUUUUCGCGGAACUACUCGGCCGUAAGACGGGACCGUCUAAGGGCAAGGGCGGCUCGAUGCACAUGUACGGGGAGAGAUUUUACGGCGGCGACGGUAUCGUUGGAGGACAAGUGCCAAUCGGUACCGGUAUCGCUCUUGCUCACAAGUACAACGGCACGGGCGCCGUGUCAUUCACGUUGUACGGCGACGGCGCGGCGUCGCAGGGCCAGAUCUUCGAGGCCUGGAACAUGGCGAAGCUCUGGAACCUGCCGGUGGUUUACAUCUGCGAGAAUAACUUGUACAGCAUGGGAACGGCCUUGCACCGGCACUCCGCCAACACCAAACUCUACACCCGCGGAGAUCUUAUACCGGGAAUAAAGGUCGACGCAAUGAGAGUUGCGGAUGUGCGCGAAGCCGUACGUUUCAGCAGAGAUCACGCGCUUAGACACGGACCGAUUAUAAUGGAGUUCGUAACUUAUCGUUACUACGGACACAGCAUAAGCGAUCCCGGCGUCAGUUAUCGUAGCAGAGAAGAGAUCAAACUCAUGCAAACCGAGCAAGAUCCCAUCGCGCUAUUCACUAAGCUCGUGGUACAGCAAGGACUUUUGACCGAGAAAGACAUUGAGAACAUACGAAAAUCGGUGUAUAAGAAGGUCGACGAGGAAGCGGAACAAGCUAAGGCCGACUCGUGGCCGGAACUGUCGGAAAUUUCAACUGACGUUUAUGCGAAACCGCUGGAAAAAGUUCGCGGCAAAGUUCCGUGGGAAUUAUAUUGAAGAAAGCAACGUUUUGUGUUAUAUCGGUCGCGUACGUAAUUUUUUUUUCUGACAACCAGUUUUUAAUCAUUUCCCGCAUACAAAGUCUCGGAUGACUUUCCGUGUUUUUUUUUUUUUUACGUGUA